AUAAUACAACUGUUUUACUUGGCAGAAAAGAAAAAAUGUCUUAAUUUUUCAAAUAUAUAAAAUAAAAAAUUGUAAAUAUAUUUUCCCCCCAUUAAAUAUAUAAAAAUAAACAAACAGCUUGAAUUACAGUGAAGCUAAGCUACAAAAAAAUACCUAUUUUGUGAUUUGCUUCAUUUUGUAUUUGGACUUGUAGAAGUAGGUGUGUAAAUAAGUUGUUAACUUGUUGGUAUUUGCUUUUUUUCAGUGUCGUUUUCAGAAUAGGCGUUUAGAAAGGGCUAUUGUGCUGAUUAUAUAAAGUAUUACCCAUUAUGUGGUAUCGUAUUUUUUAAAAUUUAUAAUGUGCAGCAGACUAUUAUGCUAUGCAGUUAUGUAUACAAACAGUAGACUAAACGAGUAUACAAGUUAAAUGUUUGCUUUUUUCCUAUAUGAAUGAGAUCCCACGGCGAGGCCCGUCAAAACACCUGAGAUUAAGGCCAGAGUUGGACCAUUACACAUAAAUGCUUGUCUUUUGCCGACAUUUACGGUGAUUUACCCAAAAAUGUUACACGCAGGUUAAAAAUAGUGAAUUUUAACUGCGUUUGUAACUUAUAAAAUGGACUGCCCUGCUAUUGUGAACGAAUCUCUACAAGGCAACCCUAUUGUGCAAAAUCUUGUUGCUUUAAAAUUUAAGAUUCGCUUAAGUUCUGCGACAUUCGAAAACUCGGUCAUUAUUCCAACUUCUGCCGUCGCCUUUUUUCUCCUUCCCGUUCGUGACGUCAUGUCCUGUCGAGCGGAAGCAGCUGACGUCACCGAAUCUAUCGACGAAGCCCUUCUAUCAAAAAUACGAAAGUUUUCUUCAGGACACAGAAAUGCCUACGUCAUUCUGUUGAGUCAGCAAUUUAGCGAAACUGAGAUAAAAGCUCACCAGCUUUUACAAGAACAUUUUAUGGAGGACAGAACAACUGUAUUAGCUGCAUUAAGCCACAAAAGUGAGUAGACUUUAUUUCAAAUACUAAUUAGAUCGAAUACCGCUUACAAAUAAUCGAAUUACGGGUUCGAGUCCCACCGCGUGAAUUAAACAUGCUUUUGAUCCAUUUACAUCUACACGACGCAUUUAGUGGUAGGUUCUGAAACUGUAAAAAU
Molecule: messenger RNA, 1122 nt
Organism: Ciona intestinalis (vase tunicate)
Lineage: Eukaryota; Metazoa; Chordata; Ascidiacea; Phlebobranchia; Cionidae
Source: RefSeq, a predicted model, not a curated record